CAGAUUGAACAGGAGCGUAUCGAUAAAAUCUGGCCCAAACUGCGCGUGCUGGCUCGGUCCUCACCAACUGAUAAACACACUUUGGUUAAAGGCAUCAUUGAUAGCAGCGUUGUAGAACAGAGGCAGGUUGUUGCAGUAACAGGAGACGGAACUAAUGACGGCCCAGCUUUGAAGAAGGCUGAUGUGGGCUUUGCCAUGGGUAUCGCAGGGACGGACGUGGCUAAAGAGGCGUCUGACAUUAUCCUGACUGAUGACAACUUCAGCAGCAUUGUCAAGGCAGUGAUGUGGGGAAGAAACGUCUACGAUAGCAUCUCCAAGUUUCUGCAGUUCCAGCUCACAGUCAACGUAGUGGCUGUCAUCGUGGCCUUCACCGGGGCCUGUAUCACCCAGGACUCUCCCCUGAAGGCGGUGCAGAUGCUGUGGGUAAAUCUGAUCAUGGACACGUUUGCUUCUCUGGCCCUUGCUACCGAGCCCCCCACUGAGGCCCUGUUGCUACGAAAGCCUUAUGGCCGGAACAACCCGCUCAUUUCACUGACCAUGAUGAAGAACAUCCUGGGCCAUGGAGUGUACCAGCUGGUCAUCAUCUUUACCCUGCUGUUCAUAGGCGAACGAAUGUUCAACAUUGACAGUGGUCGUAAUGCUCCGCUUCACUCCCCGCCCUCUGAGCACUACACCAUUAUCUUCAACACCUUUGUCCUCAUGCAGCUUUUCAACGAGAUCAAUGCUCGCAAAAUCCAUGGAGAGAGAAAUGUUUUUGAUGGCAUUUUUUCUAACCCAAUCUUCUGCUCCAUUGUUUUGGGAACUUUUGCUGUGCAGAUCGUGAUUGUGCAGUUUGGAGGGAAACCCUUCAGCUGUGCUCCUCUCAACAUCGAGCAGUGGCUUUGGUGUCUGUUUGUGGGAGUUGGAGAGCUGCUCUGGGGGCAGGUGAUUGCUACAGUUCCUGCAGAGCGACUGCCGUGUUUGAAGGAGGCGGGGUUGGGACUAGAACCAGGGGAGGAGGAAGGGGAGGAGCUGGCAGAGGAUGAGGAGGAGAUCGACUGUGCAGAAAGAGAGCUGCGCCGUGGACAGAUCCUCUGGUUCAGAGGCCUCAACCGUAUCCAGACCCAGAUGCGAGUGGUGAAAGCAUUCCGUAGUUCACUGUACGAGGGCCGGGAGAAACCGGAAUCCCGCAACUCCAUCCACAACUUCAUGGUCCACCCAGAGUUCCUCAUCAAUGACCUCAUCCACAACAUCCCGCUGAUCGACGACACCGAUGUGGAUGACGAAUCAGAACUCAGCAGAUACCAGCACCUGCACCCGGCCCUCCGCAAGCCGCCCCCGCCUCCCACCCAGCCCCAACCCCCGCCUCGCACCCAUCCCACCCGUCCCUACCGCCAGUACAGCCUCCCAGUGACCCCAUGCAACCGAAACAACAACAACAACAGCAGCAGCAGCAGCAGCAGCAGCAUUGAUUCAAUGGUCGCCUACAGCAACCGAAACAGCACCAACGCAGUCAUCACCUACAACCGAAGCCCUCGUCAUCACCACCACCACCUCCACCAUAAUCAUCAUGGCAGGGACAGGCCGGUGAAACCCUCAACCCCCUACCCGGCCCAUCUCUACUGUGUGGAGACCUCCUUAUAACUGAUCUGAACUUGGGUUUGGGAGGGGGGGUGGAAAAAGGGGGGAUGAAGUUAGGGUGAGAACAAGAGAGGGCUGAGGACACACACACAUGACAUUUUCAUCUAAUCGCCCUUUCAACAAGCUCACAAGAGGGAGCAAAGGACAAGGAGGGAGUGGACAAUGGCCGGAGACUUCUGCUUACAACUCCCUGAGAACAUGUUGCCACUUUCUCUCCCUUUGCCCUUACUCCAGCCCUCUCAGUCUGACUCCCCACCUUCACCCCAGUCCCUCCCCUCCUUUACCCACAAAACCAUCCAACUCAGUCUGUCACCCCCUUCUUGUGGAACCCCACUCACCCUGCCCAGCUGCACACCGACUUCAUGCACGCUCUUGUCACACACACCUGCAGGUCUGCUUUGGCAGGGUCUGGGGGGGGGGGGCAGACGUCCAGAA
Haplochromis burtoni (Burton's mouthbrooder) is the source of this 2055-nucleotide messenger RNA. Its product is annotated as plasma membrane calcium-transporting ATPase 3. Gene Ontology annotation, molecular function: PDZ domain binding; ATP hydrolysis activity; ATP binding. NCBI's taxonomy places the organism in Eukaryota, Metazoa, Chordata, Actinopteri, Cichliformes, Cichlidae. Gene Ontology annotation, cellular component: membrane; intracellular membrane-bounded organelle. Gene Ontology annotation, biological process: regulation of cytosolic calcium ion concentration. The transcript has 8 exons. The record is from RefSeq and is a predicted model, not a curated record. The annotation marks the transcript as partial.